This is a messenger RNA of Telopea speciosissima, 2380 nucleotides long. Its product is annotated as transmembrane 9 superfamily member 8-like. Bases 112 to 2031 code for a protein of 639 amino acids. Gene Ontology annotation, biological process: protein localization to membrane. Gene Ontology annotation, cellular component: membrane. The transcript has 7 exons. The record is from RefSeq and is a predicted model, not a curated record. NCBI's taxonomy places the organism in Eukaryota, Viridiplantae, Streptophyta, Magnoliopsida, Proteales, Proteaceae.
UUGAAAGAAGAGCAGAGAGAACACGACGGUGUGGAUCCAGAUCUCCUCUUUCAUCUUCGAGGCCUCCUCCUCUUGAGAAGUUAAGCUCUCUCUCUCCCCAUCUGUGAUGCCAUGGAGAUUCGUCGGUUCUUAGCAUUUAGUCUCUGGAUCUCUACGCUGUUUCUGCUCUUCAUCUGCGGAGAUUGUUUCUAUCUUCCCGGUGUCGCUCCGGAGGAUUUCGAGAAGGGGGAUCUACUGCAGGUGAAAGUUAACAAACUGUCCUCUACAAAGACUCAGCUUCCUUAUUCCUAUUAUUCUCUGCCCUAUUGCCGUCCAAAGAAAAUAAUUGACAAUGCAGAGAAUCUUGGAGAAGUUCUUCGUGGUGAUCGUAUUGAGAACUCUCCUUAUAUGUUUAAAAUGAGGGAACCACAGAUGUGUAAUGUGGUCUGCCGGUUAACUCUUGAUGAAAAUUCUGCAAAGGCCUUUAAGGAAAAGAUAGAUGAUGAAUACCGGGUCUACAUGAUUUUGGAUAAUCUUCCUCUGGUUGUUCCGAUGCGAAGGCAAGAUCAGGAAUCUCCUACGGUAUAUCAACAUGGCUUUCAUGUUGGACUGAAAGGGGCAUAUGCUGGGGUCAAGGGCGAAAAGCAUUUUAUUCACAACCAUUUACAAUUUACUGUGAAGUAUCACAAAGAUUUACAGACUGACUCUGCAAGGAUUGUGGGGUUUGAGGUCAAACCAUUCAGUGUUAAACAUGAAUAUGAAGGUGAAUGGAAUGAGAAGACUCGGUUAACAACCUGUGACCCACAUGCAAGAAAAACGGUUACCAACUCCGAUUCUCCUCAAGAGGUUGAAAAUAAAAAGGAAAUUAUAUUCACAUACGAUGUUGAGUUUGAGCCAAGUGAUGUGAAGUGGGCAUCUCGAUGGGAUACCUAUCUCCUUAUGACUGACGACCAAAUCCACUGGUUCUCAAUAGUCAAUUCUUUGAUGAUUGUUCUCUUCCUCUCGGGCAUGGUUGCUAUGAUCAUGCUGAGGACACUGUACCGUGACAUCUCCAACUACAACCAACUGGAGACCCAAGAAGAAGCCCAAGAAGAGACAGGAUGGAAGCUGGUCCAUGGAGAUGUCUUCCGGCCCCCAUCAAACUCUGAUCUACUGUGUGUCUAUGUGGGGACAGGUUUCCAGUUCUUCGGGAUGAUUCUAGUCACCAUGAUCUUUGCACUUCUUGGAUUCCUCUCCCCUUCAAACCGGGGUGGGUUGAUGACAGCCAUGCUCCUGCUCUGGGCCUUCAUGGGCCUGUUUGCUGGUUACUUCUCAGCCCGUACAUACAAGAUGUUUAAGGGAACAGAGUGGAAGAAAAUUGCUCUCAGAACUGCAUUCAUGUUCCCUGGAGUUGUUUUUGUUAUUUUCUUCAUUUUGAAUGCUCUUAUUUGGGGGCAGAAGUCGUCAGGAGCACUUCCUUUUGGAACCAUGUUUGCUCUUGUUUUCCUUUGGUUUGGAAUAUCAGUCCCUCUUGUAUUUGUGGGUGGCUACGUUGGGUUCAGGAAGCCUGCAAUUGAAGACCCCGUGAAGACAAACAAGAUUCCAAGGCAGAUUCCAGAGCAGGCCUGGUACAUGAACCCAGUCUUCUCAAUCUUGAUUGGAGGCAUACUUCCAUUUGGAGCCGUCUUCAUUGAGCUUUUCUUCAUUCUGACAUCCAUCUGGUUACACCAAUUCUAUUAUAUCUUUGGCUUCCUCUUCAUAGUCUUUGUGAUCCUUGUCAUCACAUGUGCCGAGAUCACAGUUGUUCUAUGUUACUUCCAGCUGUGCAGCGAGGAUUACUUGUGGUGGUGGAGAUCGUACCUGACCUCAGGGUCCUCGGCACUCUACCUCUUCCUUUAUGCAACCUUCUACUUCUUCACAAAACUUGAGAUCACGAAACCGGUGUCUGGGGUGCUGUAUUUUGGUUACAUGCUGAUUGGCUCAUAUGCAUUUUUUGUGCUGACUGGUACUAUUGGUUUCUAUGCUUGCUUUUGGUUCACAAGGCUCAUCUACUCAUCAGUAAAGAUAGAUUGAGUAAUAUAAUCAGCUGGGUGGCUGUUUGGUUCAUCUGUUGGAGGAAGCAAAAACUGUCAUGCUGGAUUGGAUAUGGAUGGCAGCUUAUUCCUCUUAAAAAUGGGAGUUAGUGCUUAGGUUCAGUUUUGCAUAUUGAAGGGCUAUUGAUUCUGUUUGAAUAGAAAUUGUUCAAUUUCUUAAUACACCGUAGGUUCUCCGAAUUUUCCCCUUUUUUUACCUAUCUGUUUACACAAGUUCGUAUGAUUAAUUUUUGUUUCUUGUAUCUAAGCAAGACUUGUGAUAGGAUGGUCAAGGCAUGCUGCCAUUAUCAACAACUGCAUAUGUUAGAAAUGAAAGGAUUCAUGUAUUA